This is a messenger RNA of Chiloscyllium plagiosum (whitespotted bambooshark), 1348 nucleotides long. Lineage: Eukaryota; Metazoa; Chordata; Chondrichthyes; Orectolobiformes; Hemiscylliidae. The record is from RefSeq and is a predicted model, not a curated record.
UUCGCCGCUCGCUUUCCGAGACGGGCGGACGGAUUCGGUUCAACGGCGCGGCCUCACCCUUGUCUUCCUUCGCAGGCGAUGAGAGAGGCGGAGGGAGUUGCGGAGCGCGGACCGGCUCGGAGCCCCGGAUCAGAGCGCCCGGCCGCCAAGGAAGAGGGCGCCGCUCUGGAGAGACCGCACACCUGCUGGGCGUGCGGGCGAGGCUUCCGGCGGGCGUCCGACCUGGGGCGGCACGUGCGCGGCCACGCCGGCGAGAGGCCGUACCCCUGCUCCGAGUGCGGCAAGGCCUUCGCCCGCUCCUCCUCCCUGCUGCGGCACCGGCUGGUCCACACCGAGGAGCGGCCGUUCCGCUGCCCGGACUGCGGGGGGCGCUACAAGGGCCCGGCCGACCUGGCCUCCCACCGGCGCCUGCACUCCGACCGGCGGCCCUUCGCCUGCCCCGACUGCGGCAAGGGCUGCAAGAGCGCCAGCAACCUGGCCUCCCACCGGCGGGUGCACGGCGAGGCCAGGCCCUUCCGGUGCCCCGACUGCGGCAAGGGCUUCAAGAGCCGGGGGAACCUGGCGGCCCACGGGCUGGUCCACUCCGGGGAGAGGCCGUUCCGCUGCGGCGACUGCCCGAAGACCUUCAAGGGCACCGCGGAGCUCCGCCGGCACCGGCUGGUGCACGCCGAGGGGAGACCGUUCCGGUGCCCGGACUGCGGGCGCGGCUACAAGCGCCCGGGCAACCUGCUGGCCCACCGGCGGGUCCACAGCGACGAGUGGCCCUUCGGGUGCCCGGAGUGCGGCCGCCGCUUCAGGAGCCCGGGGGAGCUGGCGUCCCACCGGUGCGUCCACACCGACCGGCGUCCCCACCCUUGCCCGGAGUGCGGCCGCCGCUUCAAGAGCCGGGGGAACCUGGGGGCCCACCGGCGGCGCCACGCCCAGGAGCGGCCCCACGCCUGCCCGGACUGCGGCAAGCGGGCGCGGAGCGCCGGGGAGCUGGCCUCCCACCGGGGGCGCCACUCCCAGGAGAGGCCCUACCCGUGCGGGGACUGCGGCAAGCGCUUCAAGAGCGCCGGCGAGCUGAUCCUCCACCAGCGGGUCCACACCGAGGAGAGGCCUUUCCGCUGCUCCCGCUGCGGGGCCGGCUUCCGGCAGUCCUCCCACCUGACCACGCACCGGCGGGUCCACACCGGGGAGAGGCCGUUCACCUGCGCCGAGUGUGGCAAGGCCUUCACUCGGACCUGUUACCUCCUGACCCACCAGCGGGUUCACCACUGAGUGCGGAGCAUGCUGUCAGUCGCACGUCGGACCUCCCAGCUCAGUUUACAGCCGGAAUAAAUGGCGAACGAAUUAGCUGUGUCUAGAA